Molecule: messenger RNA, 735 nt
Organism: Egretta garzetta (little egret)
Lineage: Eukaryota; Metazoa; Chordata; Aves; Pelecaniformes; Ardeidae
Product: acid-sensing ion channel 2-like
Exons: 1
Coding region: 1-735 (244 amino acids)
Biological process (GO): sodium ion transmembrane transport
Cellular component (GO): membrane
Molecular function (GO): ligand-gated sodium channel activity
Source: RefSeq, a predicted model, not a curated record
AUGGAUCUGAAGGACAGCACCAGCGAGGGCAGCAUGGGCAGCCUGCAGCCUUCCAGCAUCCAGAUUUUUGCCAAUACCUCCACGCUCCACGGGAUCCGUCACGUCUUUGUCUAUGGGCCAGUCACCAUCCGUCGCCUGCUCUGGACCUUGGCCUUUGUGGGCUCUCUGGGUCUUCUCCUGGUUGAGAGUUCAGACCGGGUGGCUUUCUACUUCUCCUACCAGCAUGUGACCAAAGUGGACGAGGUCGUGGCGAACAGCCUGGUCUUCCCUGCUGUCACCAUCUGUAACCUCAAUGAGUUUCGCUUUUCCCGGCUCACCACCAACGACCUGUACCACGCUGGAGAGCUCCUGGCUCUGCUUGAUGUCAACCUGCAGAUCCCCAACCCUCAUCUGGCUGACCCGGCUGUCUUAGCCAUCCUCCAAGAAAAGGCCAACUUUAAGCAGUAUAAACCAAAAGUUUUCAACAUGCAGGAGUUCCUGGCGCGAGUUGGCCAUGACCUGAAGGAUAUGAUGUUGUACUGCAAAUUCAAAGGCCAAGAAUGCAACCAUGAGGACUUCAAAACUGUGAGUAUGAGCAGACACUCUUCUUUUAUCUUCUCUGGGUAUGCGGACAGUGGUGGUGUUGCAGGACCAGGACAGCAUUGGAAGUCACUGGCCAACCUGUGUGGGCACGGUGCCAUGAGUGAAUGGUGUCUGCUAGGCUCUGGCUCAGCAGAGGAGAAGGAGGCAGCCUGA